Messenger RNA from Alligator sinensis (Chinese alligator), 1612 nucleotides. RefSeq names its product keratin-associated protein 10-1-like. Bases 38 to 1612 code for a protein of 524 amino acids. Lineage: Eukaryota; Metazoa; Chordata; Crocodylia; Alligatoridae. The transcript has 6 exons. Gene Ontology annotation, cellular component: extracellular region. Gene Ontology annotation, molecular function: peptidase inhibitor activity. The record is from RefSeq and is a predicted model, not a curated record. Gene Ontology annotation, biological process: antibacterial humoral response; innate immune response.
GGCACGGCCCAGGCUCCAGACCAGCUCCCGCAGCACCAUGGAGCCAGCGGGCAUCACCUUCCUCCUGGGGCUCCUCAUCCUCUGGGCUCAGCUGCCGGGCGCCCCGGGGCAGGACGACGGAGGUAAGCACAGAGCGGGGCUGCCCCCUCGUCCCCAGCCUGUCCUCUCAGCUGCACCCCUGUCCUCCCCAGGCCCGGGCUGGAUACAGCCCCACUCUGGUGCCCUGUCUCUGCUGCAGGUAAAGAAGGAGAGUGCCCGGCUGGCGAGGUCAAGGCCGUGCCUCCCUCCAGGGUCUACUGCCUCUCGGACCACAGCUGCCCGGGGGCCGAGAAGUGCUGCAGCAGGGAGCACCUGCGAGCCUGCCUGCUCCCUGCCACCGUGUCCCCAGGCUACUGCCCACGGUCCGGCCCGCAGGAGGUGGGGGCGGGGAGCUGCGCGGCCAGCUGCUCCAACGACACGGCGUGCCCCGGGGGCCAGAAGUGCUGCGCUGAGGGCUGCUGUGCUCGCUGCCACUGCCCCGAGCCAGGUAGGGCUGGUGGGGACCAGGUGGCUGGCAGGGAGUGGGGGUCCGCCGAGCCGCACCCAGAGCUGCCGUCUCCCCCCAGCCAAGCCCGGCGUUUGCCCUCGGAAGCCAGCCUCCCCAGACUUCGCCCCCUGCCCCAGCCGGUGCAAGGACGACAGGACCUGUCCUGGGGACGAGAAAUGCUGCUUCACCGGCUGUGGACUGGGCUGCGUGAGCCCCUACAAAGAGAAGCCGGAGGAGUGCCCGGCAGUGCCGACGGCGCCGCCCAGGGGGCCAUGCCUGGACGCCUGCCUGGACGACUCCGAGUGCCCGGGGGACGAGAAGUGCUGUGAUACCGGCUGCGGCCACCGCUGCCAAGCUCCGCACUCAGCCAAGCCGGGCGCCUGCCCGCUGCUCCUGCGAGGCUCCCUUGGGCCCUGCAUGGAGACGUGCCGCAGCGACGGGGACUGCGCCGGGGCGGAGAAGUGCUGCAGCACCAGCUGCGGCCACAUCUGCAAGCUGCCCGUUGCGGUGCGGCCCGGGCUCUGCCCUGCCCCUGCCAGAAAGGACGAGGCCGAGGACUGCUCCCUCCUGUGCGGCCAGGACAGCGAGUGCCCGGCGGGCGAGAAGUGCUGCCUGCUGAGCUGUGGCCGUGCCUGCGUCCCCCCCGUCGUGCAGGAGAAGCCGGGCAGGUGCCGAUGGACGCCGCACGUGUGCCUGGGGAACGUCACGGCCGAGUGCCACACGGACGCCGAGUGCCCGGGCAGGCGCAAGUGCUGCCUGGCCGGCUGCGCCCGGACGUGCACCCCUCCCGAGACAGGUGUGGCUCCUUGGACCGUCAGGGCUGCCACGGACUGGGGCGGACCCCGGGUCCGUCUGGGCCCCUCUCCGGCACGGCGGCAGAGUGCAGAGGCUGGAAGGGAGAGGGACUGGGUCCGAGCAGGGCUUUCCCUGCUCCUUUCUCCCCUGCAGCCUCCAGCAUUUAAGGUCCAGGGCGCUCUGAUGCAGGGGCCGUGCCCCUCUCCCUGCGCAGUAGCGACCGAUGCCCUUUCUGCCAAGCACAGGUCCAGUUCCCCCACCACAUCUGGUGGCCACGAGUCCCACCUUUAA